GAAUAAUACUGCGGUUAAAAUCGUGUAACUUUACAUCAACGUUCAGUUUCAACUUAAUCUUAUCAAGUUUUGUAAUUUUAAUAUUUCCAACAUUUAUACCCUGACAUUAAAGUCGUAUUAAAAACUAUAAUAUUUUUAUAUUUUGCAUCAGAUAACCAGAGUUCGGUUCCGUGAUGUUUGCAAAAAUAGUUUGUUUUUCUUGUUGCUUAAUAACAGGCGUAAAUUUAAUAACCUUUAAUGGCGUUUCAAGUUACGCUUCAGCUAACUUCAAUUCAAAUUCAACAAAAAAAUUUAAUGAAAAAAUGUCCUUUGUGAUAAGAACGCGCCAGAGCUCGGGUUUUUUGUUGGGUUCAUACAACAGUCGUGAUAGCUUUUUUGCUGUAGGAAUUAAUAAUGGCAGACUUUGUAUUAUUGCGCAGCACCAAGGUGAUCCAUUUACACAAUAUAUAGGCGGUCAAGUUGACACUGGUGCGUAUAUGAAUAUUGUUUUGGAGAGAACUUCUGAUAAAAAAACGAAUCUUAGUAUUGAAUACACCAAUUCUACAUUCUUGACCAACGUCACGACAACGAACGUUAUAUUGGAUUAUGAUUUUUUGUCAUCACUUUGGUUAGACUUGAUAAGCAAUAACUUAAUUUUUAUAGGAAAAUCUGAUAACUUAAGUUCCUACUUUCCCAAUCCUUUUAAAGGUUGUCUAUUUAACAUUGAAGUUAGUUCGGUAAGGUUGCAUCUUGAUUCAAAUAAUACAGAAGAAGGUUGCAUUAGCGCUAAUACUUGCUUUAAAAAUCCAUGUGUACAUGGUUAUUGUGUCGAUAUUUUUGAUGACUUUGAAUGUGUAUGCAACAUUUUUUAUACUAAAAAAUUAUGCAACGAAACUUUAAAUGUGAAUUGUUCGUUUUCUGAAGCAAUUUGCAAAAAUAAUUCCACUUGUAUUAAUCUCCAUGAAGGAGUUUUUGCUCCAACGAAGUUUAGUGACAAUGGUAAAGAUUUUUUUGAAUGUAUGUGUGAACCAGGUUACAAAGGAUACUUUUGUGAAAGAGAGAUAAAUGAGUGCGAGAACGGUUUUUGUCAAAAUUCAGAAAAAUGCUCAAAUUUGAUUUUAGAUUAUGAAUGCAAAUGUCUUAUUGGCUGGGGUGAUAAAAACUGCACAACUAACCUAAAUGAUUGCAAACCGAACCCGUGUGAAAACGGCGGUACUUGCAUUGACCUUUUAAAUGCCUAUGUCUGCAAUUGCAGCAACGGUUUUGAAGGAAAAAACUGCACAGAAGAUAUUAACGAAUGCGCGAAAAAUAUUUGCAUGAAUAAUGGAAGCUGUUUAAAUAAUUUUGGAAGUUUUAACUGUACUUGUCAUAGAGAAUAUUUUGGAGAAAAGUGCCAAUAUAACAACACCAUGAUUUGUGAAAUUAAAAACCCUUGCAAAAAUGGCGUAUGCAGCGAUGAUGUUUACGGAUCAAACUGUAAGUGCAAUACUGGCUAUAUUGGGAAUUUUUGCGACCUGGAUCGAAACAAGUGCGAGUCAUUAUUUUUAUGCGGGAGUGAUGCUUGUUUAGAUAGACAAAAUAAUUCAAAAGAUUUUGAAGAAUGCAAGAAAAAUUUUUUUAAUGAACAUAAAGUGGACAUAAUUAUUGGUGUUAGCAUUGGUGUGGUUAUAUUAAUUGCAGUUAUUACAAUUGUUUUAAUUAUACGUUUUUGUAAGAAUAAAAGUGGAAUGGAGGGAACUUAUAGUCCUAAUCGUGAAGAGCAAAACGCAUCACAUUUAGAAAUGAAUACUUUAAAAAAACCAAAUGCAGAGCGUCUGAUAUGAACUGAUGUGUAAAGUAACUUAAAAGCAAAAAGAUAGAAAAUACCAAGAGAUUAUCAAGUUUAUAGAAAAAAACGAAUAAAAAAGAAGGUAGAAAGAAAAAAAGCCUAAACACAAAAAUGAAAAAAAGUGCAUUAAUAGCUUUAAGUAUAGUAUAUUCUUGAGUAUAUUGUAUUAUAAGAUAUUAUGCCAUAUUAUUAUAAAUAUGAUAGCAUGACGACGCCACAAAGAUAAAAUAAAAUAACAAUAUCAAUUUAUCAUGAACAAAAAAUACUAAUGUACAAGUUGAUUUGAAUUAAAUAGCAAAAAGAUGCUAUUAAUUUAUACCUUCAAGAUUGCAAAAAGUAAGCGCAAAAAGAAAAACACAAAUGAGUUUAACAAAUAGAAAAAUUUUAAAACGUUUUGUUAAGAUUUUAAAACCGACAAAUUACUUUCAUAUUUUUAUAAUGUCUUUAAUAUCAUUUUA
This is a messenger RNA of Hydra vulgaris (swiftwater hydra), 2265 nucleotides long. RefSeq names its product protein crumbs homolog 1. Gene Ontology annotation, molecular function: calcium ion binding. Gene Ontology annotation, cellular component: plasma membrane; protein-containing complex. NCBI's taxonomy places the organism in Eukaryota, Metazoa, Cnidaria, Hydrozoa, Anthoathecata, Hydridae. The record is from RefSeq and is a predicted model, not a curated record. Gene Ontology annotation, biological process: heterophilic cell-cell adhesion; establishment or maintenance of epithelial cell apical/basal polarity.